UGCUUCCCUCCCAACAACAAUGUACUUGGUGCAGCGCUGGUCAAUGUCAGAGCCUGCCUGUUGGACAACACACGAAAACUUACUAAUAAUGCUAGGAAACUACCCGACUCUAGUCAUGACAAUGGGGAAUUCAUUGCUAGCAUCCGUGAAAAUGCUGCUUUCGUGAGGUGUUUCGUGCAUAAAGCCAGGAAAAAUCGCAAAACUGGAGUGCUGUUGUAGAAAGACAGGACGUGCUGUCUCACAGUCUGACACUGGGGCUGGAAAAGUAGAGCAACGAUGAAGUUCGCUCAGUUUUUACUGAAAAACGGCUCAGUGGCUGGGAUACCGAAACAUGUAGAGAGGUUCUCUAAGUUUUCUCCUUCUCCGUUGUCUAUGAAGCAGUUUAUUGACUUUGGUUCAGCCAAUGCAUGUGAGAAGACCUCCUUUGUGUUCCUGCGGCAGGAGCUUCCUGUCAGAUUGGCCAACAUCAUGAAGGAAAUUGACUUCCUCCCUGACAAGCUCCUCGGCACUCCAUCCCUAAAGCUCCUCAUCAGCUGGUAUUCACAGAGUUUGCUGGAGCUUGUUGAGUUUUUAGAGGAAGAUCCAUAUGAUAAGGAUGUCCUGUCAAACUUCACCAAAACUCUGGUAAAUGUCCGCAAUCGCCAUAACAACGUGGUGCCCACCAUGGCACAGGGGGUGGUGGAGUAUAAGGAGGCAUUCGGCGUGGACCCCGUCACCAACCAGAAUGUUCAGUACUUCCUGGACCGCUUCUACAUGAGCCGCAUCUCCACACGCAUGCUCAUGAACCAGCACACAUUAAUCUUCGAUGGCAGCGUGAACCCAGCCCAUCCCAAACAUAUUGGCAGCAUUGACCCCACCUGCGAUGUUUCAGAGGUAGUAAAAGAUGCCUACGAGACUGCCAAGAUGCUCUGUGAGCAGUAUUAUCUGACCUCUCCUGAAAUGGAAAUCACACAAGUAAACUCCAAGAACCCUGGUCAGCCACUCCACAUUGUGUACGUGCCAUCCCAUCUUUACCACAUGCUGUUCGAGCUUUUCAAGAACGCCAUGAGAGCUACAGUGGAAACUCACGAGAUGAGCCCAACCUUACCACCAAUCAAAGUACGCGUUGCCCUGGGAACCGAGGACCUCACCAUAAAGAUGUCCGACAGAGGAGGCGGAGUCCCGCUACGGAAGAUCGAGCGCCUCUUCAGCUACAUGUACUCCACAGCUCCCAAUCCGGUCCACGUGGACAAUGCCCGUAAUGCCCCUCUGGCUGGUUUUGGCUAUGGUCUGCCCAUUUCCCGUCUCUAUGCCAAGUAUUUCCAGGGAGACCUGCAGCUCUACUCCAUGGAGGGCUAUGGCACCUCAGCCGUCAUAUACUUGAAGGCCCUGUCCUCAGAGUCCGUGGAGCGACUUCCUGUUUUCAACAAGUCGGCCUUGAGGCAUUACCAGACCACUUCAGAGGCCGACGACUGGUGCAUGCCCAGCAAGGACCCAAAGAAACUGGGCAAGUAGGAGCAGCUCCUUCACUGAUGUACGGACUCUAGAAGGUAAUGAAGAGACGCUGUGAAGGAGCUGGAGGAAAUAAAGCCUCUGUUUCACUCAACCCAACACAGAAACCAGCAGGAUAAACUGAACUCGUACUACCUGGUGUGAUUUUACACCAGUCUCUGCAAUUUCACCAGAUACUCACCAAAUGUAAUUGUAUUAUGAGAUGAUUACAGGCUGCUAAUGGGAAUGGAGCAAUUCAUGCAUUAGGACUUCUGUAUGUAUCCGUAUGUUGCCUCACUCACUUAAUACACUCACGUUUUAGUUAACUGUCUAUAGUAACAUGGUUGUGAUAACACGCAUGCAAGCUAUUUUUAUUUUGUAUUUAAGUUUUUGCCUGGUUUUCCUGUAAAUUUCACAAUUGGGCUAACGGUCUGGGAUAAAUAACAGUGCAGGAUAAGACCAUUUUGCAUUAGAUUGGAUUAUUUACCUAUGCAAUGUAUCUGUAUAAAUGCCUCAAAAAGCUACACAAAUUUAACACAACACACCUUUGUUGUUGUAGUAACACCAGGCAGCAUUUCUACUGUACUGUAUUUCACACCUCCACAACAUUUCAAAUCAGUAUAGGAAGAGUAUGUGUUAUCUGAUGUAAAAUAAUGGAGUGAAUUAGCUGCGAUCAUGUUAACAGAAAAUCCGUUUUACCAUGUUUUUAGUACAAAAUGUGCCUGUAAUGAGAGUUUUAAUGAACUGCCUUAUCUUUGGUUUUAGCCUCCAGCUUGAACGAGCUGUGAGGAUUUUUAGAGCUAGACCGCCGUGGAUAUCACACAGUGCAUUUACAGAUGCAGACCUAGAAGACGGGGAUUUCAAUUAGGAAAAACAACAAAGUGCCUUUUCACGAGAAAGGGAGUUUGGUUAAAAUGUGAAAAACUGAUUAGUAGAGUAGUGAAUUUUGGGAUCGCUCAUUAGUUUGAACAAAUCCCAGGUUAUUCUUGACCUGAAAAGGAAGAUAAGUAGGCCAGAAAAUGAAGCUGUUUUUCUCAAAUGUAUGUUUUUAAUCAUUUUAUGAGAGUAAUAAGAACUGCACAAAGGAUCAGAAUGUACAGCAUUUACUCUACAGUGUGUUAAUGUCUGUGCAAAACUCACAUUGUACAGAAGGGAACAAUGUCCUACUGUCAGCCAUUACACUCAGAUUCAAUAAUAAGGUGUGUUUAUGUGAUAGAAGGGUACAGAGUAGAUGAGCGAAAUGUAGCAGACUCAUAUUAACAUGACACACGUUGUACUGU
Molecule: messenger RNA, 2750 nt
Organism: Sphaeramia orbicularis (orbiculate cardinalfish)
Lineage: Eukaryota; Metazoa; Chordata; Actinopteri; Kurtiformes; Apogonidae
Gene: pdk4
Product: pyruvate dehydrogenase kinase, isozyme 4
Exons: 11
Coding region: 277-1494 (405 amino acids)
Biological process (GO): regulation of glucose metabolic process; protein phosphorylation
Cellular component (GO): mitochondrion
Molecular function (GO): pyruvate dehydrogenase (acetyl-transferring) kinase activity
Source: RefSeq, a predicted model, not a curated record